Messenger RNA from Clarias gariepinus (North African catfish), 8200 nucleotides. It is a transcript of the gene myo9aa, whose product is annotated as myosin IXAa. The record is from RefSeq and is a predicted model, not a curated record. Gene Ontology annotation, biological process: intracellular signal transduction. Gene Ontology annotation, molecular function: GTPase activator activity; microfilament motor activity; ATP binding. Bases 474 to 8090 code for a protein of 2538 amino acids. The transcript is spliced from 43 exons. Gene Ontology annotation, cellular component: myosin complex. Lineage: Eukaryota; Metazoa; Chordata; Actinopteri; Siluriformes; Clariidae.
GCUCGCACCGCGCGCGCGCGUCUCUACGCUGAAAGAUGAGGAGCAGCAGUGAUUAGUCGGAGAGGGCAGGAGAGAGAGAGAGAGGAAAAAAAGGAAAAGAAGCUCGUCAUGUUUAUUAUGUUAAGUGACAAGAAGGAUAUGAAGAUGAAGAAGAAGUGAUAAUGGUGCGGUGUGGUGAAUUAAGAAUGGCUGUGUGUCACGAGCCGUUUCGGUUUUGUCAGUUGGAAGUUCGCGCGAGGGAGAAUUUGUGAGGAAAAAAAAAAUCCGUUGGGAUAUUUAAACAGGGGCGUCUCGCGCGCGCUGCUGAUUUCACUCCGAUCAGGACGCUGCUACACUAACACACGGAAUACAAACAGAAUUCUUUGUCUUUUUGCACAUUUUUACUUCCAGAAGCAGUUGUGAUGUCUUGAAGCAUUCUCUGGACCUUUUCCGAAGUGCACACGCCGAGAGCUGAUGGGCCGCGUGGCUCCAACAUGAGCAUUCGCGAUGUUGGCGGGCGGCGCCGCUGCUUCGAGGAUGCCGAGCUCUCGCUGCGUGUCUACCCCGGGGCGAUCGCCGUGGGCACCAUCUACUGCCCCGUGUUGGCCCGCAAGAGAACCACGGCCGCCGAGGUCAUCGAGCAGGUGAUCGCUCGGCUGCGGCUGGACCGCACCAAAUGCUACGUCUUGGCCGAGGUGAAGGAGUUCGGCGGGGAGGAAUGGAUCCUAAACCCAAACGACUGCCCGGCUCAGCGCAUGAUGCUGUGGCCUCGUGCUGCGCUCGAGAACCGCUCGGGAAGCGAGGACUAUCGCUUUCUCCUGCGUGAGAAGAACAUCGACGGUUCCAUCCACUACAGCAACGUGGCUAUGUGGCUGCAGCUGACGGAGGAGCGCCGGCGCAUGGUGGAGCGCGGACUGCUGCCUCCGCCGCAGAUACAGGACCACGACGACCUCUGCAAGCUUCCUGACCUGAGCGAAAAGACUCUGCUGGAGAACCUGCGUGCCCGCUUCAUGCAGGAGAAGAUCUACACGUACGUGAGUAGCAUCCUCGUGGCCAUCAACCCCUUCAAGUUUCUGCCCGUCUACAACCCCAAAUACGUCAAGAUGUACGACAACCACGAACUUGGGAAGCUGGAACCGCACAUAUAUGCCGUGGCCGAUGUGGCUUACCACGCCAUGCUGAGACGCAAGCGCAACCAGUGCGUCGUCAUCUCGGGAGAGAGCGGCUCAGGGAAGACACAGAGCACCAAUUUCCUCAUCCAUCAUCUGACGGCGCUCAGUCAGAAGGGCUUUGCCAGCGGGGUGGAGCAGAUCAUUCUCGGAGCUGGGCCAGUGCUGGAGGCCUUUGGCAACGCAAAGACGGCCCACAAUAACAACUCGAGCCGCUUCGGGAAGUUCAUCCAAGUCAACUAUCAGGAGAGCGGCACUGUCAGAGGCGCCUAUGUGGAAAAGUACCUGCUUGAGAAGUCUCGGCUUGUCUAUCAGGAGCACAAUGAGAGGAACUACCAUGUGUUUUACUACCUGCUGGCGGGAGCGAGCGAGGAAGAGAGGACAGCAUUCCACCUCCUCAAGCCUGAAGAAUACCAUUACCUCAGUCAGAUGACAAAGAAACCACAGAAACUGCACUGGGAUAAUUACUAUGAGAGUGAACUGCAGGACUGCUUCACAGUGGAAGGAGAGGAUCUGAAGCACGACUUUGAGCGUCUGCAGCUGGCCAUGGAGAUGGUGGGGUUCCUGCCGGCAACACGAAAACAAAUCUUUUCCCUGCUCUCAGCCAUUCUUCAUUUAGGCAACAUCCGGUAUAAGAAGAAGACGUACCGGGACGACUCCAUCGAUAUCUGCAAUCCCGACGUCCUGCCCAUCGUCUCAGAGCUGCUAGAGGUGAAAGAGGAAAUGUUAUUCGAAGCCCUGACGACACGCAAGACGGUGACGGUGGGAGAAAAGCUGAUCGUGCCCUACAAACUGGCCGAGGCCGGGACUGUGCGUGACUCCAUGGCUAAAUCUCUGUACAGUGCUCUGUUCGACUGGAUCGUGUUCAGAAUCAAUCACGCCCUGCUCAACCACCGAGAGCUAGAGGAGUCGGCCAAGAUAUUAUCUAUCGGCGUCCUCGACAUCUUUGGCUUCGAAGACUACGAAAAUAACAGCUUCGAACAGUUCUGCAUCAACUUCGCCAACGAGAGACUGCAGCAUUACUUCAACCAGCACAUCUUUAAGCUGGAGCAGGAAGAGUACAGGGCAGAGGGCAUCACCUGGCAUAACAUAGAUUACAUCGACAACACGGGCUGCAUCAACCUCAUCAGCAAGAAACCCACGGCGCUGCUUCACCUACUGGACGAGGAGUGCAACUUCCCACAGGCCACUAACCAGACAUUGCUGGACAAGUUCAAGCGGCAGCAUGAAGGGAACAGCUACAUCGAGUUUCCUGCCGUCAUGGAGCCAGCGUUUAUCAUCAGACACUACGCUGGAAAGGUCAAGUACGGUGUGAAGGACUUCAGAGAGAAGAACACAGACCACAUGCGGCCUGACAUCGUAGCCCUGCUGAAGAGCAGCAGAAACGCUUUCAUCGGUGGCCUGAUCGGCAUCUACCCGGUGGCCACGUUCCGCUGGGCCGUGCUGCGGGCGUACUGCAGAGCCGUGGUGGCCUUCAGGGAGGCGGGAAGGAGACACACCGAGAAGAAGACUGGGCAUGAUGCUGCCGCUCCAUGUGCAGUUUUGAAAAGUGUGGAUAGUUUUAGCUUUCUGCAUCACCCUGUGCAUCAGAGAAGCUUAGAGAUCCUACAGAGGUGCAAGGAGGAGAAGUACAGUGUGAGCCGGAGGACUCCCCGCACUCCACUCUCAGACCUGCAGGGCAGCAACAACGAGCGCUCUUGCCGGGAGAGCAGAAAUGGACGCUCCGGGAGACAAAGUCGACUGUCUUCCAGCGGUACGAUCGCAGAUGAAGAUGGGAUCUUCAUCAACUCAACCAGCAGCAAGCUUCUAGAAAGAGCACAUGGCAUUCUGAUGAGGAACAAAAACUACAAAAUGAAACCCAGCCUUCCGAAGCACCUGCUGGAUGUGAAGUCUUUAAAGUAUCUGAGCAACCUGACACUGCACGAUCGCAUCACCAAGUCCCUGCUGCACCUCCACAAGAAGAAGAAACCUCCAAGUAUUAGUGCCCAGUUUCAGGCAUCUCUCAAUAAGCUGAUGGAGACUCUCGGCCAGUCUGAGCCUUACUUCGUAAAGUGCAUCCGAUCAAACGCAGAGAAGCUGCCCUUGAGAUUUAACGAUGCUCUGGUGCUGAGGCAGCUUCGCUACACAGGCAUGCUGGAGACUGUGCGCAUCAGACAAUCAGGCUACAGCAUCAAAUAUACCUUUCAGGAGUUUAUCCGGCACUUUCACGUGAUGCUACCUGAGGACGUACAGGCCAUGCAGGAGGACAUCAGGCGCUACAUCUGCCAGACGGACCUCGCCCCCGAUGGCUUUCAAGUGGGCCGCACGAUGGUGUUCAUGCGUGAGGUGGCGCGCCAGAGACUGCAGGAUCUGCUCCAUCAGGAGGUGCUACGGAGGAUCGUCAAUCUCCAGCGCCGUUUCCGAGCUGUGCGCGAGAGGAAGAUCUUUCUCAGGAUGAAGCACGCGACCCACCUCAUACAGGAUUGGUGGCGGAGCAUCCAGGCCAAGCAAAGAGACGAGCAGCUACAGUAUGAUGAUAAUGUCAGACAGGGGGCAGCAAUCUGCUUACAGUCAGCCUGGAGAGGAUUCCAUGAGCGCCGCAGAUUCCUGAUGUGGAAGGAAGCAGUAGUGAUAAUCCAAAGAAGCUGGAGACUGUGCUGCUACAGACGCGGUCAAGCUGCUGUCAUCAUCCAAGCCGCCUGGAGAAGCUACAAGACCAGGGAGCAGUACCUUCAUCAACGUCAUGUCAUCAUUCUCUUCCAAGCAGCGUGUCAAGGUUGUUUGGCAAGGCAAAGGUUCCAGGAACUGAAAGAGCAGAAGUUGAAGGACACACAGCUGCUAAAUGGACAAACAAGCCCAUCAUCUCCAGAGGAAGAAAAACUAAAGAUCAUGGGUCUGGAUGUGAGCAUGUGGGAGGACCGUUCUUUCGAGGAGCGAGAAAGAAGCUUCCAGCACCUUCGUGAGGCCGAUGCUCCCCAGGAAGAGUUGCAUCAGAAGGGUAAACAGAUGCAAGAAGAAGAGACAGAAGCACAACCACGAGCUCAAGUGGUGAUCAGAGAGCGAGCACGCCCAUUCGAUGACUCCAGCACGGGCCUAAAAACACGGGCUAAAAGAGAAAGCCGGCGUAUGCGGGAGUUGGAGCAGGCCAAGUUUAGCCUGGAGCUUCUUAAGGUGCGUUCCACAGGGGGAACAUCUCCAUCCGAGGACAGGCGCUGGUCUGUGGAGUUUCCCAGUGAUGGUGCCCUGUCACCUCAAGGCACUCCAGAUAGUCAAAGCUCGAAAGGAAGCUUUGAGCUGGUUAGUAUGGAUGACUAUGCAAAAGAAAAACCUUCAUGUGAUGAGUCGGGGGACCUUAACUCAUCUUUUUCAGCACUUCCCCUACAUGAAGUGCUCCCUAGCAGCCCCAAGCUUGCACUUCCCCCUGAACCUCAGUCGCCUGCCAUUUUCAAAGCCGAAUCAGACAAUCUUCCUGCUUUGUCCAAACUGGAGAACUCUCUUCCUACUUUCUAUGUUCCUGCUCAAGAGAACAACUCUGUCUUUGCAAAGUCUAGUAUGAACUCAUCCAUCUCACAGCAUCAGAGUCCAGAAAAGCCAGUAAAGGACGGAAAGCCGUUGUCACACAGACCGGUUGUGGUUGUGAUUAGCAUGCAGAAGGACGGCUUGCCUGAUGCCUUGUCUGAUUUGAAGCCACCAGAUGUAAGAGACAGUUCUGUUCAGACCAGUGAGCCUCCCAGCCCGGUGCAUGGUGAAAGAACCACCAGGUCCAUGCUGGAGAGGCUUGAGAAGCUCAAUGAGGCCAAACAGGAGCGGCAGAAGCACCAGCAAGAGCAGAAUGAAAGGGAGAUGAUGGAGCAGAUCCGCCAGCAGAAGGAGAUCCUGGAGAAGCAACGCAAGGACUUUGCCUAUUUCGAAAGAGAGAUGUUUGAGAAGCAGAGAGGCGAGGCCCUGCAAAGGAUUGAGCAAAGUAGGCAAGAAAGAUUCAGAAAGGCCUCGGACAGAAGUGACCCUAUAGCACAGCCAGAGCCUGAUCUCAUCUCACUACAAACAAAAGACAAACAGGGUACACCGACCAAAACAAGAGAAAGACCAAAGGGCAAACAGAAUGUCUCCGAUGGAUGGUCUCCAAAACUUACCUUAGACUCUCAUCAGGGUGCCCCCAAAGAAGUCCAAAAGAAACCACCUACCUCAAGUGUCAACAUUAACAUGUCCGAGCGACGUGGAGAUGUUUUUUUCUCUCCCAAGGACAAGGUUUCCUUCUCGACACACCUGUGUUACAGGUUUGAAAAGGGAAUUACCGUUAGAGGGAAGUCUGCGGGAGUUCAGAAGGAGGCCAGAACCUCAGAUAUUAAAUCCGUGAAGCCUCUCAAAGGGCGUGAGGUUGCCAGACCAGGCCAUAAAAAAGCCCGCAUGGCGCGGACACGCGCAGACUUCCUGACCCGCGGUUCAAAUCUUCCAGGGGAGGGGGAGUCAGAGGAGGAAGAGUAUGAUGAGACCCCUCUGUCCAUUGGCCCACCCCUCCCCAAGCAGGACUCAGAGGGGGGGACACUAGACGCAUGUCACAGUGACUCUGAAAUGCCAUCCACAUUCCUCGGAGAGCAGAAGAGGAUGAUGCAUAAAGCCAUGUCUUCUGGGGACCUCGGCAAGGGUGACUCGCUGAGAAAGAUUUCACAUGGAGACGGAAGGGUUCGGGGCAAGAUGAAGUUCUGGGGAAAGACAAAGCAGGGAGAGAAGAAAACGUCCAGAGACAGACUAAUGUAUGCCGGUGAGUCUCUAGAUGGGGACUACCCUGAUACUGCACUCCUCGUGGCGGAAGGAGAGUCCUUGUCCCCUCCUAAUAGCCCUGAAUUCAGCUCUCUGCCAGAGUUCAAGGAGAACAAGGAGCCCUCGCCCAAAGUGAAGCGGCAUCGCAGUGUAAAGAUCAGCAGCGCAGCUCUAGAGCCCGCCCAGUGGCAGAACGACGCACUACAGAUCCUCACAUGUGCAAACGACUACAAGAGUAUGAACGAGUUCCUCAUGAAGAAGAUUGCUGAUCUAGAUACUGAGGACAGUAAGAAGGACACAAUGGUGGACGUUGUGUUUAAAAAAGCACUGAAGGAGUUCCGCCUGAACAUUUUCAACUCUUAUACCACCGCUUUGACUAUGGAUGAUGGGAAAAGCAUCCGGUAUAAAGACCUACACGCACUGUUCGAGCAGAUCCUAGAGAAGACGAUGCGUCAGGAGCAGAGAGACUGGAGCGAAUCCCCCGUUCGAGUUUGGGUGAACACCUUUAAAGUGUUCUUAGACGAGUUCAUGACGGAGUAUAAGCCACUAGACAGCAGUAUGAACAAGGUCAUCAAGCCGGAUCGAAAGAAGAGGAGGAAGAAGGACAUUGAUAUUGUAGAGGAACACAAUGGCCACAUCUUCAAGUCCACUCAGUACAGCAUCCCCACCUAUUGCGAGUUCUGCUCCUCCCUAAUCUGGAUGAUGGACAGGGCGUGCGUUUGCAAACUGUGCCGAUACGCUUGUCACAGAAAGUGCUGUCUGAAGACAAUCAGCAAGUGCAGCAAGAAGUAUGAUCCUGAGCUAUCAUCAAGGCAGUUUGGUGUAGACGUCUCCCGUUUGACCCAGGAUGACCGAUCGGUACCUCUGGUGGUAGAGAAACUCAUUAACUAUAUCGAGAUGCAUGGCCUCUACACAGAAGGCAUCUAUAGGAAAUCUGGCUCUGCCAAUAAGAUCAAGGAACUGAAACAGGGUCUGGAUACAGAUGUUAGCAGUACAAACUUGGACGACUACAACAUCCAUGUCAUCGCCAGCGUUUUCAAACAGUGGCUGCGUGAUUUGCCUAAUCCCCUAAUGACCUUUGAACUGUAUGAGGAAUUUCUAAGAGCCACGGGCCUUCAAGAAAAAAAAGAGGUGGUACGAGGGGUGUACUCUGUGAUCGAUCAGCUCAGCAGAACUCACCUCAACACUCUGGAAAGGCUCAUCUUCCACUUGGUCAGGAUUGCUCUGCAAGAAGAGACCAACCGGAUGUCCGCCAACGCGCUGGCCAUUGUUUUCGCUCCUUGUAUCCUGCGGUGUCCCGACACGAUCGACCCUCUGCAGAGUGUUCAGGACAUCAGCAAAACCACAGCAUGUGUAGAACUGAUCAUUUACGAGCAGAUGAACAAGUACAAAGCCCGGCUGAAGGAUAUCAACACCCUGGAGUUCGCUGAGAAUAAAGCAAAGAGCCGUCUGACGUUUAUCCGUAGGUCCAUGGGUAAAGGACGACCACGUAAGCUCAGCUAUCAGUCACCAUCUCCUCCUGUGAGUCCUCGCUCUCCCAUAGCCCCUGAGGUUACGGAGGAGAGCGGAGACGAGGACACCAUCAGAGACGCCGACGUGACGGACCAGCAGCAAGUCGCCAUGCAGCAAGAAGAAAGAGUGCUGACGGAACAGAUCGAAAGUCUGCAGAAAGAGAAAGAGGAGCUGACGUACGAGAUGCUGUCCCUGGAGCCGCGAGCAUCUGACGACGAAACUUUGGAGUCUGAAGCGUCUAUAGGGACUGCUGACAGCUCCGAAAACCUGAACAUAGACUCUGAAGGUGCCGUCUCUGAUUUCUCAGAAAAAGGCACCCCGUUAGCUGCCACCCGCCCCAAGAAGUCCCAGGGGAAAAGCAGGAGGAUGUUGCGGCGACAGCCCGACUCUCUGGACUCUGUGGACUCUUGCUCCACCAUGUCCUCAGUCUCCUCGCAGCCUUCUGCUCCUCCACGGCGCUUCCGGCUCCGAUCCAAAAUGCGUUCGUCCAGCCAGGAUGCAACCGAGCAGGACGGCGACGAGAGGCCCCGCUUCAGCACCCGAGGCACUUUUAGCCCAGAAAAGAGCAAGAAGACGCAAAACGCCAAGUACUCUCCUCAGAAACCCCCAGAGGACCAGGGACACAACAGAGACCCAGACCUUCAGGCACAGCAGCUAGUGUUAUAUGGCAAAAACGAGUUUAUGGUGUAGUAGUUGCUUGUCUUCCCUCAUUUGCUGUCAUUCCUCUGCUCUCCUCUGGCUACGUCCUCGGCGACAGCAGAACCAGUCCCUAAAGUGCCAUGGGGAAGAAGUGUGGUGGA